Pieris rapae (cabbage white) is the source of this 1636-nucleotide messenger RNA. It is a transcript of the gene ScsbetaG, whose product is annotated as succinate--CoA ligase [GDP-forming] subunit beta, mitochondrial. Gene Ontology annotation, cellular component: mitochondrion; succinate-CoA ligase complex. NCBI's taxonomy places the organism in Eukaryota, Metazoa, Arthropoda, Insecta, Lepidoptera, Pieridae. The transcript is spliced from 5 exons. Gene Ontology annotation, molecular function: succinate-CoA ligase (GDP-forming) activity; ATP binding. The coding region runs from base 213 to 1481 and encodes 422 amino acids. The record is from RefSeq and is a predicted model, not a curated record. Gene Ontology annotation, biological process: tricarboxylic acid cycle; succinyl-CoA metabolic process.
CUCGGUCUCAUAAGGUUUAAAAACCGUGCACUGUGCAGGCCCAGAAAAGGGGAAAAAAAGGUUUUUAAUUUAUUUCACAUUUCUAUAAGUGUAAGUUUCACCUGUGAUCGUACUGUGUUUAAAAAUUAAUCUAAAGACUAAAGGUCCAAAAGUACGCGCCGUACGAAUCAGACGAUAGACAGAGUGGUAGUAAUAUAGGUACGAAGUGCAUUAUGGCUGCAUUAAAGAACACCAAGAAUUUGAAGGUUUUUAAAAUCUUAGCCACAAGAUACUGUCCACAAGUAAAAUCAACAAGAAAUUUAAAUCUUCAAGAGUAUCAUAGUAAAGAUUUAUUAAAAAAGCAUCAUGUGUCUAUUCAAAACUUUCGCCUGAUAGACUCGAGUCUGGAUCCUAAGCCACUAUCAGAUUUUAAAGCCGAUGAAUAUGUUGUCAAAGCACAAAUUUUAGCUGGUGGCCGUGGUAAAGGACAUUUUGAUAAUGGGUUCAAAGGUGGAGUUCACAUUACCAAAGACCCACAACAAAUUAUUCCUUUAGCAAAAAAUAUGAUUGGUCAUAAGUUAAUUACAAAACAAACACCAAAGGAAGGUAUUUUGGUUGAUAAAGUAAUGGUUGCCGAAAGUGUAAACAUUAAACGUGAAACCUAUCUAAGUAUUGUCAUGGAAAGAAGUUAUAAUGGAGCAGUAUUAGUGGCUUCACCAGCUGGUGGUAUGGAUAUUGAGGCUGUAGCAGAAGAAACCCCUCAUUUAUUGAAAACUAUACCAGUAGAUAUUCAUGAAGGUGUUACAGAUGCCAUAGCAAAAGAGAUAGCAGAGUUUUUGGAAUUCAAAGGAGUAAUGGUUAAUAAAUGUGCAGAAGAAAUCAAGAAUCUGUGGCAGCUUUUCCUUAAGGUAGAUGCAACACAAUUAGAAAUUAAUCCUUUAGUAGAAACUGAUGAUGGUCGGGUUGUUGCAGUUGAUGCUAAAAUUAACUUUGAUGACAAUGCACAAUUUAGACAAAAAGAUAUAUUUGCCCUUGAUGAUGUGUCUGGAGUGGACCCAAGAGAAGUGGAAGCAACAUCAUUAAAUUUGACCUAUAUUGAUAUGGAUGGAAGUAUAGGGUGCAUGGUCAAUGGAGCUGGUUUAGCCAUGGCUACAAUGGACCUUAUCACAUUAAGUGGUGGAAAACCAGCUAAUUUCUUGGACCUUGGAGGAGGAGUAGGUCAAGCGCAAGUAUCCGCUGCAUUAAGAAUAUUGGAGUCUGACCCUAAAGUAAAGGCUGUAUUUGUCAAUGUUUUUGCAGGUAUCGUAAACUGUGCAACGGUUGCAAGUGGUAUUGUGGCAGCGUGCAAGGAAAGUCCUCCAAAGCAUCCGCUUAUUAUUAGAUUGGAGGGUACAAACGCAGCUCAGGCAAAGACAAUUCUAGAGAAAUCGGGACUCAAUAUCAAUAUGGUUAAUGAUGCCGAUGAGGCAGCAAAGUUAGCUGUUAAAUUAGCAAAUGAAUAAAAAUAUGUUAUAGAAUUUAUCAUUUUAGAUAAGCACAAAUUUUUGACCGAAUUAUUUUGUUUGUAUCGAUUUUUUUACUUUCAUGUAAAUAAAUUUGUUAAUUUAAAGACAAGACUGAGCUUGUUUUAUAUGUUUUAAUAAACGUUAUGUAGUUA